ACAACAGUGAUCUAAUUGCUUGUACAGUCAUAACAAAAGAUGGGGGUCAAGUUCAAAGAUUCCUGGCUGUGGAUAUUUACCAGAUGAGUUUGGUUGAGCCAGAUGUUGCCAGACUUGGAUGGGGAGUAGUUAAGUUUGCAGGCCUUUUGCAGGAUAUGCAGGUGACGGGAGUAGAGGAUGACAGUAGAGCUCUGAACAUAAUAAUUCAUAAGCCUGCCUCAAGUCCUCAUUCUAAGCCCUUCCCUAUCCUUCAAGCUACAUUUAUCUUUUCCGAUCACAUUCGUUGCAUUAUUGCAAAGCAACGACUUGCAAAAGGCCGUAUCCAGGCUCGGCGUAUGAAAAUGCAGAGAAUAGCAGCUCUCCUGGAUCUUCCUGUUCAGACUUCAACUGAAGUUAUGGGUUUUGGACACAGCUCUGCUGCUACAGCCCAGCACCUUCCAUUUCGAUUUUAUGAUCAGUCACGACGUGGUAGCAGUGAUCCUACAGUGCAACGCUCUGUUUUUGCAUCUGUUGACAAAGUUCCAGGCUUUGCUGUAGCCCAGUGUAUAAAUCAGCACAAUCCAUCACCACUCUCAUCACCAUCACCUUCCAGUGGCAGUGGGAGUACGGGACGCUGUGAUUCAGUGACUGCAAGCUCAACAUCCACUCCUUCUGCUGCACAGAGCCCAUCAGAUGACGCUUCAGCUCCAAAGCAGCCUCAGUUGACCAUUUCUGGUCAGACGAUGUUGACUGAUGAAACUCUUUCAGCUGUCUCAAAGUCCAGCAAGAAUGCUGUGAAAAACACUGACACAGAAACAACAAACCUGUCUCCUAGCCUGAUUCCUGCACAGCAGCCCACAAUAUCAUUAAUAACAGAUGACAAUACAGAUGCACUAAGUGUAGAGUCACUCACACUGGUGCCACCAGUUGAUCCACACAGCAUUCGAACAUUCAGCUGCACUCCUCAGUCUUCUUUGCAAUCUGAAGUUGAAGUUUGCAAGAUAAAAGAGGUAGAGGAAGAAGUUCUGACUAGAGCCAACCUGCCAACUGUGAUAAACAGUAAAGCAAACGCAAGCAAAUUCUACAUUGCUUUUUCUUUGGGAGUGUGUAUACUUUUUGAAGGCUGA
Molecule: messenger RNA, 1106 nt
Organism: Pterocles gutturalis (yellow-throated sandgrouse)
Lineage: Eukaryota; Metazoa; Chordata; Aves; Pterocliformes; Pteroclidae
Product: protein CLEC16A-like
Biological process (GO): endosome to lysosome transport; regulation of autophagosome maturation; endosomal transport
Cellular component (GO): endolysosome membrane; late endosome
Source: RefSeq, a predicted model, not a curated record